Molecule: messenger RNA, 795 nt
Organism: Vitrella brassicaformis
Lineage: Eukaryota; Vitrellaceae
Source: the annotation of a GenBank genome assembly
AUGGUGGUGGGGAGUUCGCAUGGGAGAUCUCUCCCUUAUCUCAUCUCAUCUGUCAGUGCGUCCUUCAGCCCGAAAGAUCAGCCCCAAGGACAGCAUGGCGAGGCAGAGGAGCCACCACCUCACUCUAACAGCCCUUAUCACUUCUCCCCUUCACCACCCGGCAUCAAGCACAGCAAACAAACACUUACCCAGCCUCUUCCUGACCCACAGACAGCCAGUACAGCGACUUCCCUGCACUCUUCGUCUUGUCACCGCCCCGCUUGGCUGCCAUCCGCCAGCCCUCAGCUGUCACUAUGACCGUCUUGGCCUUGUGUGCUUCGGCCUUGCUGCUGCUGGCAUGUGCCGGCAGCUGUCGCCCAGAGCGGUUACGGCGGCUACGGCUCCACUCCCGGUGUGUGCGAGAAGAAGGCUGAUGUGCACUACGAGUGCCCUUACGGCUUUGAGUUCGACGCCGGCUCACACAAGUGCAUCAAACACGACUACCAGGACAUCAAGUACUACUGCCCUCAGGUACUCAGACGCAAGCAGAACCCGUUGAUUGGUUGAUUUGCUCCCUUGAUUGUGGGUGCAGGGCACCAAGAAGACCGCCGAGGGCUGCGUCAAGUACGUCUAUGAGGAAAAGACACCCUACUGCAAACACGGCAAGCUCGACGGCCACAAGUGCUUCGAUUACGAGUACUACCCCGUCGAGUACCGAUGCCCUUACGGCUACGGCUUCACAGCCGACAAGGCCAAGUGCUACGCCGACAAGUAUGAAGACAAGCUCUACAAGUGCCCUUACGGCUACGAGCUGAC